Messenger RNA from Sesamum indicum (sesame), 842 nucleotides. Its product is annotated as membrane protein PM19L. The record is from RefSeq and is a predicted model, not a curated record. NCBI's taxonomy places the organism in Eukaryota, Viridiplantae, Streptophyta, Magnoliopsida, Lamiales, Pedaliaceae.
GGGUUAGAAGAUAAAGCAGCAGAGUAUAUGAGUAUACUUUAAUAAGGUAUAUUGCUCUUUGUAGCCUCUCAUCAAACAGGUUGAAGACAUAAUUUAAGGUAAGAAGCAGCAAGAAUGGCAAGAACAGUGGCGAGGAAUUUGGCAGCUCCGUUGCUGUUUAUCAAUUUGAUUAUGUAUUUCAUUGUGUUGGGCUUUGCGAGUUGGUGCCUCAAUAGGUAUAUCAAUGGUCAAACUGCUCAUCCAAGCAUGGGAGGGAACGGAGCGACGGGCCAUUUCCUGACCUUCGCCAUACUAGCAGCUGUUCUCGGAAUAGUUUCAAAGAUUGCCGGCGGCAGCCAUCUCAGAGCAUGGCGGAACGAUAGCCUCGCUGCUGCCGGCUCCUCUUCCAUACUCGCUUGGGCUGUUACCGCCCUCGCUUUCGGGUUGGCAUGCAAGGAGAUAAACAUAGGAGGGUGGCGAGGGUGGAGGCUGAGGGUGUUGGAAGGUUUCGUUAUAGUGCUGGCGUUCACGCAACUGCUGUAUGUCCUACUACUCCAUGCCGGGUUUUUCAGCAGCAGAUAUGGACCCGGGUACAGAGACCGGGAGUACGGCAUUGGCGCUCCGGCGGCAGAGGCGGAGCCCAAAGGCGGCGCCACUGGUGUUAGGGUUUAGGCUCAUGAAGUGGAGACAGACUCUCUAAUAUUAGGGUAUGAGAUUAGAGAGGAUAGAUGUGUGUAGGUAAUGGUGUAUGUAGCCUGAAAUGUGUUGAUCUUUUGCUGUCUUUUUUCAUGGAUGGUUGUGAAUCUGUGCGUUGUGUAGCUAAGACAUUGAUGGUAUGCAAGCUUUUUACAUUCUUUGACUGC